UCUUUUCCGGCAGCUGCUGUCUGCAGGGUCUGGUCAAAUUCUUGAACACUACCAGAAAUAGCCUGAAAAGUCUCAACCUGAAUCCGUGAUGGCUGCUACAGGAGUUCUCCCCUUUAUCAGGGGGGUAGACCUAAGUGGGAACGAUUUUAAAGGGGGCUACUUUCCGGAGCAUGUAAAAUCUAUGUCCAGCCUGCGAUGGCUGAAGUUAAACAGAACAGGACUUUGCUAUCUUCCAGAGGAGCUGGCCUCCCUCCAAAAGCUGGAACAUUUGUCAGUGAGUCACAACAGCUUGACAACCUUACAUGGAGAGCUCUCCAGUCUUCCCAACCUAAGGGCUGUUGUGGCAAGAGCAAACAACUUGAAGAACACAGGAGUUCCAGAUGAUAUUUUUCAGCUGGAUGACCUCUCAGUACUGGAUUUGAGCUAUAACCAGUUGACUGAAAUUCCAAGGGACCUGGAGAAUUCUAGGAAUAUGCUGGUUCUUAACCUCAGUCACAAUGGCAUUGACAACAUACCAAACCAGCUGUUCAUUAACCUAACUGAUCUGCUGUACUUGGACCUAAGUGACAAUAAAUUAGAUAGCCUGCCUCCCCAGAUGAGACGUUUGGUUCACUUGCAGACGUUAAUACUGAACAACAAUCCUCUCAUGCAUGCCCAGUUAAGGCAAUUGCCAGCCAUGGUUGCUAUUCAUACCCUACAUUUGAGAAACACGCAACGCACUCAAAGCAACAUGCCCACCAGUUUAGAAGGCCUUACUAAUUUAGCAGAUGUGGAUCUGUCCUGUAAUGACCUUACUAGGGUACCAGAGUGCCUCUACUCCUUGGCCAGUCUGAAGCGCCUUAACCUGAGCAGCAAUCAGGUCUCUGAGCUCUCCUUAUGCAUUGAUCAGUGGACACAGCUGGAGACACUGAACCUUUCCAGAAAUCAGCUCACAUCACUUCCGUCUGCCAUCUGCAAGUUGGCCAAGUUGAAGAAGCUGUAUUUGAACUCUAAUAAGCUUGACUUCGACGGAUUGCCGUCUGGAGUUGGGAAGCUGUCAAACCUGGUGGAAUUCAUGGCUGCUAAUAACAACUUGGAGCUCGUACCUGAAGGGUUAUGCAGGUGCGGCAAGCUGAAGAAACUUGUGCUGAACAAGAAUCGCCUUGUGACAUUGCCAGAGGCGAUCCAUUUCCUUACUGAUUUGGAAGUUCUGGAUGUCCGAGAGAAUCCUAACCUGGUGAUGCCUCCAAAGCCAGUGGACCGGACAGCUGAGUGGUACAACAUUGACUUCUCCCUGCAGAACCAGCUGCGUUUGGCUGGAGCCUCACCGGCCACCGUGGCUGCAGCAGGCGGAGGAACCAGUCAGCGAGAUCCACUCGCCAGGAAGAUGAGACUGAGGCGACGCAAGGACUCUGCUCAGGAUGACCAGGCCAAGCAGGUGCUGAAGGGCAUGUCGGACGUGGCCCAGGAGAAGAACAAAUCCAUUGAGGAAAACGGGGACGCAAAAUAUGGGGACCUGAAGACAAAGCGCUGGGACAAGCAGCUGGAGAAGCCUCAGCUGGACUACUCUGAGUUCUUCACUGAAGAUGCCGGUCAGAUCCCUGGCAUGCAAAUAUGGCAGAUUGAGAACUUUAUACCUAUGCAGGUGGAAGAGGCCUUCCAUGGAAAGUUCUACGAAGCUGACUGCUACAUUGUGCUCAAGACAAGCUUGGAUGACAAUGGUGCCUUGACCUGGCAGAUCUUCUAUUGGAUUGGGCAGGAGGCUACUUUGGACAAAAAGGCCGGCUCUGCCAUCCACGCUGUCAAUCUGCGCAACUACCUGGGAGCGGAAUGCCGGACAAUCCGCGAGGAAAUGGGAGAUGAGAGCGAGGAGUUCAAUGCAGUGUUUGAUAGUGAAAUCUCAUACAUUGAGGGCGGAACUGCCAGUGGAUUCUACACUGUUGAAGACACGCAGUACCCAACCAGGCUGUACCGGGUGUAUGGAAAGAAGAAUAUCAAAUUGGAAUCUGUCCCUAUUAAGGCAUCUUCACUCGACCCACGGUUUGUCUUCUUGCUGGACGCUGGCUUGGAGCUCUUUGUGUGGAGAGGUGCAAAUGCCACACUCAGUGGCACCACAAAAGCCAGAUUAUUUGCAGAGAAGAUCAACAAGAAUGAGAGAAAGAGCAAAGCUGAGAUCACAACACUCAUGCAGAAUGCAGAGCCCCCUGAGUUUUGGGAGCCACUUGGAGGUCAACCCGAGGAGAUCAAGAAGCAUGUUCCCGACGACUUCGCUCCAAUUCGGCCCAAACUUUACAAGGUUGGACUGGGCUUGGGAUACUUGGAGCUUCCCCAGAUCAACUACAAGCUCUCCGUGGAACACAAAAACAAGCUCAAACUGGAUGUCAUUCCUGAGCUCAGACUGCUGCAAAGCCUGCUGGACACCAAAGGCGUCUACAUCCUGGACUGCUGGUCUGACGUGUUCAUAUGGAUCGGACGCAAAUCUCCAAGGCUGGUCAGAGCAGCUGCGCUGAAACUGGGACAGGAGUUGUGUAGCAUGCUGCACCGGCCCAAACACGCUGUGGUCAUCCGGAACUUGGAGGGGACAGAGAACCAGGUGUUCAAGUCCAAAUUCAAGAACUGGGAUGAUGUGCUGAAGGUGGACUAUACUAGGAACGCUGAAAGUGUCCAACAGAAAGAUAACCUGUCUGGUAAGGUGAAGAAAGAUGCCGAGAAAAAGGAUCAGAUGAAGGCAGACCUGACGGCCCUGUUUCUUCCUCGACAGCCCCCAAUGCCCCUCAAUGAGGCUGAGACGAUGAUGGAAGAAUGGAAUGAAGAUUUGGAUGGAAUGGAAGGUUUUGUUCUGGAAGGGAAGAAAUUUGCACGCUUGCCAGAGGAAGAGUUUGGUCACUUUCAUACCCAGGACUGUUAUGUGUUCCUAUGCAGGUACUGGGUUCCUGUUGAGUAUGAGGAUGAUGAAGAGAAAGAAAAGAAGAGGAACAAAGGGGAAGAUGAUGCUGAUGACGAGGAGAAGCAGCCAGAAGAGGACUUCCAGUGUGUGGUGUACUUCUGGCAGGGCAGGGAGGCCUCCAACAUGGGCUGGCUCACAUUCACCUUCAGCCUGCAGAAGAAGUUUGAGAGUUUGUUUCCGGGCAAGUUGGAGGUGGUCAGAAUGACCCAACAGCAAGAAAACCUCAAGUUUCUUUCUCACUUCAAGAGGAAGUUCAUCAUCCAUAAAGGGAAGAGGAAGUUAAAGGUGGACAAUGUCCAGCCAAGUCUGUACCACAUCAGGACUAAUGGCAGUGCCCUGUGUACUAGGACGAUUCAAAUACUCACCGAUUCAAGCAACCUCAACUCCGAAUUCUGCUUCAUAUUGAAGGUGCCAUUUGAGAGCACAGACAACCAGGGAAUAGUGUACACGUGGGUUGGCCGAGCCGCAGACCCAGAUGAAGCAAAACUCGCUGAGGACAUCAUGAACUGCAUGUUUGAUGACACGUAUAGUAAGCAGGUUAUAAACGAAGGAGAAGAGCCUGAAAACUUCUUCUGGGUUGGCAUUGGCUCACAAAAGCCUUAUGAUGAGGAUGCUGACUACAUGAAAUACGCAAGACUCUUCAGGUGUUCCAAUGAAAAGGGAUACUUUGCUGUAUCUGAGAAGUGCUCAGACUUUUGUCAAGAUGACCUUGCUGAUGAUGACAUUAUGCUUCUGGACAAUGGAAAAGAGGUUUACAUGUGGGUGGGCACUCAAACCAGCCAAGUGGAAAUCAAACUAAGUCUGAAAGCUUGUCAGGUCUACAUCCAGCACAUGAGGUCCAAGGAUUCGGAGCACCCGAGGAAGCUCAGACUGGUGCGCAAGGGCAACGAACCUCAUUGCUUUACGCGCUGCUUCCAUGCUUGGAGCACCUUCAAGACCGCUCCUGCAUAGAGCCCUCAGGAGGUCUUUCACCGCCGACCCUACAGCCACCUUGCUCCCCAGCCCGUAGACAUUUACACUGCAAGCAGCCCUCUGUUCCCAUAGAACAUUGCAAUAUAUAUAUAUAUAUAUCAUCACCUUUCUUCACAAGCUUUAUAUACAUGUAUGGUACGUUUGCUAUGGAUUUAAACAAUAGAGUUUAUUUUUACGUGUUUGGUGGUUAGCCUGCAAAGGGUUGUAGAGAUCAUUUCAGAGGUCAGAUGCAAUAUCUUAGAGCUCAUAUAUUUUUAAGUGAUAUCUUCAAGGGAUUGUUCUUUUUUUUUUCUUACAACAUAUCCAUUAACAAACAACAACAGAAAGAAUUUAUAAUGAAUGUGUGGAAAAUGGAAAUGGUGUAUUGAUGCUUCAGCGUCUGCAGAAUAGCUUGUAUAAACUGCUGUGCAUAUAUUUCUGUUGAAUGUUUUUGUAUUUUUUAUUAUUUUAAGAGUUCCAUAUCAAACACGUUUUAGAGGCUUUAGUCCACAUUAUGGAGACAUGAGAAAAGAUGCCUAUAAUGAAAAGCACAAAGGAACCCCCCUGUCUUUGUUGGUUCAUGCAUUCAUGUAUGUGGUUUGUGCCAUUAACAGCUAAUAAUAUUAUGGUUUUGGUUAUUUUGCAUGAAAAUGCCGUCCUAGCAAUUAUGUGAGACCUUGCCCCACUGUAUGGGAAGAUGACUGUGCCAAGAAUGACUGGUGGAGAAAUGGCUGGGUUUGUAAGGGGCUGACUUCCCCCACAUACAUUGUGAUACAAGGAGCAUUUUGUUACGUGGUUAAAAGCCCCUUAACUGGCUCUCUCCCCAAAAUGUACGGCUGCCUCAAGUCAAGUGUAACUUUUAACAUUGCCAUGAUGUAAGAAAUAAAGUUAAGUCAUGUGGUCUUACCAGGAGAUUACAAGUGAGAGAUAUUUCUGCUAUCUAGAAACAAACCAGUUUUGUUGUGCAUUCAAUAUUUCACCACUUUAUAUUAGGAGGCAAAAUAUGCUCAAAAGCCACUGUAAUCUGCCUCAUUUUUUGUCCCACAUCCUCUUUAAUCUCUAAAUAAUUAUGUAUUUUAAUUGCAUUUGUAAAAUAUUUCUUGCCUGUAGACCCACCUGCAGAUGCUCUAUUUAUGUAUUUUAUAUGGAAAUAAAGUUUCCUCUGAAAUA
Molecule: messenger RNA, 5047 nt
Organism: Sardina pilchardus (European sardine)
Lineage: Eukaryota; Metazoa; Chordata; Actinopteri; Clupeiformes; Clupeidae
Gene: flii
Product: FLII actin remodeling protein
Exons: 30
Coding region: 89-3877 (1262 amino acids)
Biological process (GO): actin filament severing; myofibril assembly; barbed-end actin filament capping
Cellular component (GO): cytoplasm; actin cytoskeleton; nucleus
Molecular function (GO): phosphatidylinositol-4,5-bisphosphate binding; actin filament binding
Source: RefSeq, a predicted model, not a curated record